This is a messenger RNA of Exophiala spinifera, 1170 nucleotides long. RefSeq names its product 26S protease regulatory subunit 8. The record is from RefSeq and is a predicted model, not a curated record. Gene Ontology annotation, cellular component: proteasome regulatory particle, base subcomplex. The transcript is spliced from 3 exons. Gene Ontology annotation, molecular function: ATP binding; ATP hydrolysis activity; proteasome-activating activity. The coding region runs from base 1 to 1170 and encodes 389 amino acids. Lineage: Eukaryota; Fungi; Ascomycota; Eurotiomycetes; Chaetothyriales; Herpotrichiellaceae. Gene Ontology annotation, biological process: proteasome-mediated ubiquitin-dependent protein catabolic process.
AUGGCUCUCGAUAACUUUUAUCACAACAAAAUCGAAUCCCUCAAGCUUGAGAUCAUUCAAGGUCAAGCAGUCCUCCGAAGACUAGAAGCUCAGCGAAAUGACUACAACUCAAGGGUACGGCUACUACGAGAAGAGCUGGGACUGCUACAACAGCCAGGGUCAUAUGUCGGAGAGGUCGUGAAAGUGAUGGGUACCAAGAAGGUGCUGGUCAAAGUACAUCCAGAGGGCAAAUAUGUCGUCGAUAUUGCCGACAAUGUUGAUAUCUCUAAGCUGACGGUCGGAAAACGUGUUUCCUUGCUCUCUGAUUCAUACAAGCUCGAGAAGAUGCUUCCGUCGUCGGUCGAUCCUCUAGUGUCGCUCAUGAUGGUUGAGAAGGUACCGGACAGCACGUAUGACAUGAUUGGUGGCCUGGAUCAACAAAUCAAGGAAAUCAAGGAGGUCAUCGAGCUUGGUCUCAAUCAUCCAGAACUAUUCGAAUCGUUGGGUAUCGCCCAGCCUAAAGGCGUUCUCCUCUACGGCCCUCCUGGAACCGGAAAGACUCUCCUGGCUCGUGCUGUGGCGCAUCACUCAAAUUGCAAAUUCAUCAGAGUAUCAGGGUCCGAAUUGGUGCAAAAAUACAUUGGUGAAGGCAGCCGCAUGGUCCGAGAACUUUUCGUCAUGGCAAGAGAGCAAGCACCCAGCAUCAUAUUCAUGGACGAAAUCGACAGUAUAGGUUCUAGCCGUGUUGAAGGAAGCAGUGGAGGUGAUUCGGAAGUACAGAGAACCAUGUUGGAACUGCUGAAUCAACUGGACGGGUUCGAGCCUACCAAAAACAUCAAGGUCAUCAUGGCCACUAACCGACUCGAUAUUCUCGAUCCUGCAUUACUCCGACCUGGUCGUAUCGACCGAAAGAUUGAAUUCCCUCCGCCAACGGUCGAAGCCAGAGCCGAUAUUCUGAGAAUCCACUCAAGAAGCAUGAACUUGACCAGAGGGAUCGACUUGAAGAAGAUUGCGGAGAAGAUGAACGGAUGCUCAGGGGCAGAGCUGAAAGGUGUUUGCACAGAAGCUGGCAUGUUUGCCUUGCGAGAGCGAAGAAUCCAUGUCACUCAGGAAGAUUUCGAUUUGGCGACGGCGAAAGUACUCAACAAGCAUGACGACAAGGAAGUCUCGCUCGGCAAGCUAUGGAAGUAG